UUCUGUAUCCCACCAAGUUUCUUUCUCACUUCCCUACCCUUCUGGCCUUUUCUUUCCUUUCUUCACCAUCAUUUCAAUUUCUUGGUUUCUUUUCCUCUCCUUUAGUGUGUUUUGUUAAUCAAAAUCUUUUAAUUCUCACAACUUAGUGAUUUAUAUAUAAUUUUAUUUUAUAAAAAUUAUACCUUUGUAUGAUUGUAGGUGGAAAUAUUACACAAGAUGAAUAUAAACAUAAAGGAAACAACAAUGAUAUGCCCAGCUCAGGAGUUGAACAAUCAGCAUCUAUAUCUCUCUAACAUUGAUCUGUUUCUCCAGAGAAGCCAAAACUCUAAAGUGUAUAUUUACAAGUCAAAUACUGAUUCUUUUGACAUUAAACUGCUAAAAGAGGCACUGAGAAAAGUUUUAGUUCAAUUUUAUCCUGUAGCAGGCAGAUUGGGAAGAGAUGAUAAGGGCAGGCUUCAAAUAAACUGUAAUGGAGAUGGGGUUUUAUUUAUAGAAGCUGAAACAGACUCUACAGUAGAAGAACUUGGUGGUGACUUGAUGCUUAAUGAGCAAAUUCUUCAACUUAUUCCAAGUAUUGAUUAUUCCAAGACAGACAUAUUAUCUUCUUUUCCACUACUUGUUUUACAGGUAACAAAAUUUAGAUGCGGUGGACUAUCUCUUGGAACCCAAUGGCAUCACAUACUAUCAGACGGUUCUGGUUAUAUCCUUUUUGCGAAGGCAUGGUGUGAAAUAGCUCGUGGUCUCCUCGUUAGCCAUCCGCCAUUCAUCGACCGAACCAUCCUCCGUAACCAAGUCACCAGAAAACCUAAAUUUCAACACUUUGAAUAUGACAAACUGCCUCCUGUAAACAAUACAGAUCCAACCCAAAACAAUACUAGAACUGAACUGUUCAAUAUCACAUUAGAACAGCUUAAUGCCUUAAAAUCUAAGGUACAAGAAGAAAACAGCAACAACGGAUAUGGAAAAACUAAGUUCAGUAGCUACGAAAUCCUAACUGCACAUAUCUGGCGUUGCACAUGCAAAGCACGUGGCUUAUCCAAUGAUCAAGCAACCAAGUUGAACAUAGCCGUGGAUGGUAGGUCAAGGCUAAAACCUCCACUUCCAAGUGGCUACUUUGGUAAUGCACUUUUCUUGGCUAGUUCGAUUGCUUUAGCUGGUGACAUUGGAUCAGAGACGUUGAAGGAAACUGUAGAAAGAAUUAGAAAGGCGAUAAAUCGGAUGGAUAACGAGUUCUUGAGAUCAGCUAUGGAUUAUAUUGAUGGAGUUGAUGAUAUAAUGGCAAUUGUAAGGGGACCGGAGUUUUGUCGGUGUCCGAAUUUAAGUAUUGUUAGCUGGAUGAGGUUGCCCUUUUAUUCUCUUGAUUUUGGGAUGGGUAAGCCACUGUGUAUGAGACCUCCAAAUCCAGUUGAAGGUAAAGGAUACAUAGUAGCAACACCAAGCAAUGAGAUUGAUGGGAGUUGGGUUUUGAUUCUAUGCCUAGAGGUUCAUCAUAUGCAAUUCUUCAAAAACUUGUUUUAUGAUGAGCUUCUGUGACAUUGGCCGCAUGCCUAGAGCUUGUUGAGACAUAUAUAUAAGUGGUUGUAGUGCAUUUUUG
This is a messenger RNA of Jatropha curcas, 1594 nucleotides long. RefSeq names its product hydroxycinnamoyl CoA quinate transferase. The record is from RefSeq and is a predicted model, not a curated record. Lineage: Eukaryota; Viridiplantae; Streptophyta; Magnoliopsida; Malpighiales; Euphorbiaceae. Gene Ontology annotation, molecular function: acyltransferase activity, transferring groups other than amino-acyl groups.